GACCCGUGGGCCCGGCGCGAGGUGUGGCGUGACCACCCGUCGUUUUCAAAGAUGAGCCAGCUUAAGGGCAUGUUCCCGGGUCUGGGGAUUGCCACAGGAUUGUUUGCUGUGUACCUUGUAUACGACCACUUCGCAGCGCCAAAGUCGCACAAGCACUAA
Kickxella alabastrina is the source of this 159-nucleotide messenger RNA. RefSeq lists its product as uncharacterized. Lineage: Eukaryota; Fungi; Kickxellomycota; Kickxellomycetes; Kickxellales; Kickxellaceae. Gene Ontology annotation, biological process: mitochondrial respiratory chain complex I assembly; electron transport chain. Gene Ontology annotation, cellular component: mitochondrion. The annotation marks the transcript as partial. The record is from RefSeq and is a predicted model, not a curated record. The transcript has a single exon.